AUGGAGGUCCGACCAGAGAGAUUUAAGGCGUUCGCGGGAAAGACUCUUGGAAAAAUACACAGGGUGUUGGAGAAGCGUCAGGCCAAUGGCGAGACCAUUGAACUAUCAGCGGAAGGGCGGCCGGAGCUGGUGGAGGAAAAGGAGUUGCCCAUAGUGGACUGCACCUGCUUUGGCCUGCCACGACGCUACAUCAUUGCCAUCCUGUCCGGCAUCGGCUUCUGCAUUUCCUUUGGCAUCCGCUGCAACCUGGGAGUGGCCAUCGUCAGUAUGGUCAACAACCACACCAUCAUAAGGGACAACAAGCAAAUACUUCAGAAAGCCCAGUUCACCUGGGACCCCGAGACAGUGGGGAUGAUUCAUGGCUCUUUCUUCUGGGGCUACAUAGUCACGCAAAUCCCUGGGGGGUUCAUCUGUCAGAAAUUUGCUGCUAACAGAGUUUUUGGGUUUGCUGUAGUGGCAACCUCCACCCUCAACAUGUUCAUCCCAACGGCAGCACGCAUUCACUAUGGCUGUGUCAUCAUGGUCAGGAUAUGUCAGGGACUUGUGGAGGGUGUAUCAUACCCUGCCUGCCAUGGGAUCUGGGCAAAAUGGGCGCCGCCUCUUGAGAGAAGCCGAUUGGCUACAACAGCAUUUUGUGGUUCCUAUGCUGGAGCUGUAAUAGCCAUGCCAUUAGCAGGUGUGUUGGUCCAGUACACAGGGUGGUCUUCAGUCUUCUACGUCUACGGCAGUUUUGGGAUUUGCUGGUACCUCUUCUGGAUCAUGGUGUCAUAUGAGAGUCCGGCAGCUCAUCCUACCAUCUCUCCAGAGGAAAGGAAAUACAUAGAGGAAAGCAUAGGGGAGUCAGCAGGCCUGGUGAACCCCCUCCAGAAAUUCAACACCCCUUGGAGACAUUUCUUCACCUCUAUGCCAGUUUAUGCCAUUAUUGUGGCCAAUUUCUGCCGUAGCUGGACCUUCUACCUGCUGCUCAUUAGUCAACCAGCAUACUUCGAGGAGGUGUUUGGGUUUGAGAUCAGUAAGGUGGGGAUGCUUUCAGCCCUGCCCCACCUGGUGAUGACCAUCAUUGUGCCCAUUGGGGGCCAGCUGGCUGACUACCUGCGGACGCAUCACAUCAUGACAACCACCAAUGUCAGGAAACUCAUGAACUGUGGAGGAUUUGGAAUGGAAGCCACUCUGCUAUUGGUAGUUGGUUUUUCUCACACAAAGGGCGUGGCCAUAACCUUCUUGGUCCUGGCUGUUGGCUUUAGUGGCUUUGCUAUCUCAGGAUUCAAUGUGAAUCACCUGGACAUUGCCCCCCGCUAUGCCAGUAUUCUUAUGGGCAUCUCCAAUGGAGUGGGCACUCUCUCAGGCAUGGUGUGCCCCCUUAUAGUGGGUGCUAUGACCAAACACAAGACAAGGGAAGAGUGGCAGUAUGUCUUUCUCAUAGCUUCCCUUGUUCAUUAUGGAGGGGUUAUCUUCUAUGGUAUUUUUGCCUCAGGAGAAAAGCAAUGGUGGGCAGAGCCAGAGACCACCAGUGAUGAAAAAUGUGGUAUCCUCGAUGAGGAUGAGCUAGCCAAUGAAACAGAAGAGUUGUAUCGCACUGGUGGGGGAGGGCAGUAUGGAGCAAUGAGUCAGCCCAGUAUAGACCCCAACGGAGGAGGAGGUGGAGGAGAAGGAGGGUGGGCCACAGACUGGGACAAGACUGAGGAGUAUGUGCAGCCUCCAGGAUCCAACAGCUAUCUUUAUGGGGGAGAGGAAGAAAGAGAGCUAACAUAG
Messenger RNA from Megalops cyprinoides (Indo-Pacific tarpon), 1752 nucleotides. RefSeq names its product vesicular glutamate transporter 1-like. Gene Ontology annotation, biological process: monoatomic anion transport; regulation of synapse structure or activity; transmembrane transport. The transcript has 13 exons. Gene Ontology annotation, cellular component: excitatory synapse; synaptic vesicle membrane. The record is from RefSeq and is a predicted model, not a curated record. Bases 1 to 1752 code for a protein of 583 amino acids. NCBI's taxonomy places the organism in Eukaryota, Metazoa, Chordata, Actinopteri, Elopiformes, Megalopidae. Gene Ontology annotation, molecular function: neurotransmitter transmembrane transporter activity; L-glutamate transmembrane transporter activity.